AAUCAGCUGGGAGCCUAACAAAUCUCUAGGCCUGGCUGCCAUUUUUAGACAUUUGAUUCAAUCUCUGGGUCUGGAGAUUUUUUAAAAGCUUCUCAAGAGAUACUAAUAGACAGCAAAAUUUGGGAACCAUUUUUCUAAUUACAUAAAAAUUGAAAAAGAGACAUACGAAAAGGACCUAGCGAUCAUAGGUUCUAAAAGGAUAAAAAUAGACUAACAAAUUAAUAAUUCAGUUGAUUCUAGCCUUUUUUUCUUUUUAGCAGAAACCAUAGGUAUAAAAUUUGUUUGAAGAUUAUGCAGAUAUUUCUGUCCUUCUAGGCUCUGUAGCUUCUAAAAUUUAUGAAAAUUCACUACUGGCAGUGCACAGAUUUUUGAGGAUGAGCAAAACUUUUCAUCAAGUUCUUUCAAUGGGAAAAAUGGUGAAGAUGUUCAGUUUCGUCCUUGUCACCACUGCUCUGCUAACAGGAAGGGAAAGCUGGGCUCUCGAGAACUGUCUCCAGGAGCAGGCGCGUCUCAGAGCUCAGGUACACCUGCUUGAGAUCCGGGUCAAACGGCAACAGGUCAAGAUCGCGCAGCUUUUACAAGAGAAGGAAAUCCAGUUUCUGGAUAAAGGAGAGGAGGAUAGUGUCAUUGACCUUGGAGGCAAGAGGCAAUAUGCAGAUUGUUCAGAGAUUUUUAAUGAUGGGUAUAAGCAGAGUGGAUUUUACAAAAUCAAACCUCUCCAGAGCCCAGCAGAAUUCUCUGUCUAUUGUGACAUGUCUGAUGGAGGAGGAUGGACUGUAAUUCAGAGACGAACUGAUGGCAGUGAGAACUUUAGCAGGGGCUGGAAUGACUAUGAAAAUGGCUUUGGAAAUUUUGUCCAUAAAAAUGGUGAAUAUUGGCUGGGUAAUAAAAAUCUUCAUUUAUUAACCAUACAAGGAGACUAUGCUUUAAAAAUUGACCUUGCAGAUUUUGGGAAAAAUAGCCGUUAUGCCCACUAUAAAAAUUUCAAAGUUGGCGAUGAAAAGAAUUUCUACGAGUUGGAUAUUGGAGAAUAUUCUGGAACAGCUGGAGACGCCCUUGCGGUGAAUUUUCAUCCUGAGGUACAAUGGUGGGGAAGUCACCAAAGAAUGAAAUUCAGCACAUGGGACAGAGAUAAUGACAACUAUGAAGGGAAUUGUGCGGAAGAAGAGCAGUCUGGCUGGUGGUUUAACAGAUGUCACUCUGCAAACCUGAAUGGUUUAUACUACCCUGGUUCCUACAGGGCUAAAACCGACAAUGGGAUUGUCUGGCACACCUGGCAUGGAUGGUGGUAUUCUUUGAAAUCCGUGGUUAUGAAAAUUAGGCCAAAUGAUUUUAUUCCAAAUAUUGUUUAAUUGUCCUUCUUGGGCUUUUAUUGCUGCAGUUCAUCUUGGUUUAAAGCAAUUUGAAAAAUAACAGUUCUGAACAUAUACAUAUAUAAUAAUGGUAAUUGUUAUAUGUAGUACUUUUCAUUCUUGCUUGCCUUUAUUACUUAAUGUAGUUUCAGUAUAGCAUAUAUAAUAUUCACCAAAUAAAUGUUAAUUAUGUUAAUA
This is a messenger RNA of Pteropus alecto (black flying fox), 1550 nucleotides long. It is a transcript of the gene FGL1, whose product is annotated as fibrinogen like 1. Bases 375 to 1352 code for a protein of 325 amino acids. The record is from RefSeq and is a predicted model, not a curated record. The transcript has 8 exons. Lineage: Eukaryota; Metazoa; Chordata; Mammalia; Chiroptera; Pteropodidae. Gene Ontology annotation, biological process: negative regulation of T cell activation; regulation of immune response.